Messenger RNA from Glarea lozoyensis ATCC 20868, 2184 nucleotides. RefSeq lists its product as uncharacterized. The record is from RefSeq and is a predicted model, not a curated record. The transcript is spliced from 3 exons. Bases 1 to 2184 code for a protein of 727 amino acids. NCBI's taxonomy places the organism in Eukaryota, Fungi, Ascomycota, Leotiomycetes, Helotiales, Helotiaceae.
AUGGUCCAGUCACUUAGAGGUUCACCUUUCGGCGAGAGAUCUUUCGGUCAUGACUCUCAACGAUUCGAUCUACGACCCAAAGAUCUCAACCUUUCAUACAGUCAUGAGUCUCCUCAGCACCAACAUCCGACAGUCAAACUCACCAAACCAGCUGCUCCACGCGGUCCUAGAGUGAAUCAAAUUGGUUUCUGGGACAGGCCCGCGCAGUAUAUUGUUUCGCUCCGCGAUAUACCGAAGUUGAAUACGAAUAUGGCACAGAAUGAGAACAUCGCAGAAUCAAACAUGGCAGAAUAUACGAGGGAGGUCGUUCGACGGCCGUCAACCAGUAGCGAAACAUCGGAUCUGAGAAGUCCCUCGAACAAACCGUGGGACGACGAUGCGGAGGCAACGGCUUCUCCAGCGGCCAAUUCGGAAAACAUCUCUGGAUCAGCACAAAGUCAUAGCGAUUCGGCCGCCAAGGACGACGAUGUGUUCUCACAUUCUGGUGUUGGCCUGGGUAAAGUUAGCAGUGGCACCAAUGCAAUUCAAAACCGCUUCGCGAGAUUCAGCUCUACCUAUUAUCCCCGACCCCCCAAGCAGAGAGCCCCUUCAUGGAAAGCAGAUGCCUCAUCGCCGGAGGCAAAGAUCGAUCUCGGUGUCAAGCAAAUCAUCAAAUUUAUGCAAAGUGUUCAACACGGCACGGAUACUUUCGAUAGCGACAAGGCAUUCAAGCUCUUCAUCGACGCCAACAAAGAGAUAGUUCGAGCAUGGGGAGGGCUAGAGGAGAAUCUAAGAAGGAAACCUGCUGGAAUAACGCUUGGAGAGAAGGUGGAUUGUAUGCAUGCAAUCUUACUGAACCUCAGCAAAGAAGUCGCUGAAGGUGGUGGCUGGGUCCGAGGCGCUCUGGAGAUGAGCGAAUUAAGUCUGGAGUUUUGCAGGGAGUGGGAGAUCUUGAUGAACAAAGAUUUGGGUGCAAGAAAAUGGGCUUCAUCUAAUGCCACACGAAGAAAGCCCGUAGACAAUCAAUCUCUGGAGAGCGAUGAGAGUAUGGAGUAUAUUGCACCAGAAGAAAUACUUACUCCACAAAAGUUGGCCGAAGGAGACGACGAGACAAAGAAUAAUAUUAACCGAGUCGAAGUAGAGGAUGUCGAGCAUCUUGGUAUUGUUGAUGACUUGCUUCCUAUUGUUGAACCACACGCUUCCGGCGAAAUCGCGUCUUCUAGAAGCACUUCUAGUACGACUUCUAUUCGACAAUUUAAGUUAAAACCCAGAAUAAAAAACUCAAUCUCGAUCUCAUCAGAAAGGGUAAACAAGUUACCGUCAAGCGUUGAAGAAGAAUCUUCCAAACUACCCCCAGCGAUAAAUAUUGCUCACGAGCAAUACACACACAUCCUCAAACGACUCGACGACAUCGAAGCGUCAAUCAAACAAAACAAUCAUCAAGCCAUUCUCGAAGCCGUCGAGAUGCACGCCCUUAUUACGAAGGACAUACACGGUGCCGUAUAUGGCGAAAAUGCGGUUUCGCCUAAACAAGCCGCUGCCACACGUCUUGGUCUUUGGCAAUUGGCUGACGAUUCCGCCGACCAUCAUCGAGAGUAUGUGAGGAAGCUCUCCAAUGUUGAGGAAGCCGUCAAUGCCACGAGAGAUGAGACGGAAGAAUUAAGACGUGAGGUUGAGAAACUUCAUGCUGUUCGCGAGCAGACUGAGGAGAUCAACACCUACGCUCAAUCCUGGCUUAGUGAGGCAUGGGAUAAUGUCAUCGACGAGUUCUGGCCUCAUGGAGCACCAACUGACGAAGCAGUUGGCAAUCAAGCUGGUGGUGGAUGCACCAUGAUGAAGGGGGGAGGAUGCACCAUGAUGAAGGGGGGAGGAUGCACCGUAAUGCAGAGCGGCGGAUGCACUACAAUGCAGACCGGUGGAUGUACCACGAUGCAGACCGGUGGAUGUACCACGAUGCAGACUGGAGGAUGUACCACGAUGCAGAGCGGCGGAUGCACUACAAUGCAGAGCGGCGGAUGCACCGUGAUGCAGAACGGUGGAUGUACCACGAUGAAAGGCGGUGGACGCACUACUAUGAAGAAGGGAGGCGGCUGCACCGUCAUGUCUACUAAGCUUGACCAAGCUAAGAGUCAAGGUACAGAAACAGAUCUUCUCAAUCUGGCCGCGGAGGAAACUCAGGGACAGGAACCGGCUCUUGCAAUGUAA